This is a messenger RNA of Polistes dominula (European paper wasp), 1969 nucleotides long. RefSeq names its product Farnesyl pyrophosphate synthase. Lineage: Eukaryota; Metazoa; Arthropoda; Insecta; Hymenoptera; Vespidae. Gene Ontology annotation, molecular function: dimethylallyltranstransferase activity; (2E,6E)-farnesyl diphosphate synthase activity. Gene Ontology annotation, cellular component: cytoplasm. The record is from RefSeq and is a predicted model, not a curated record. Gene Ontology annotation, biological process: trans, trans-farnesyl diphosphate biosynthetic process.
AAUAAAUAAAUUCUUCUAAAUUAGAAAUAAGAUACGAAUUAUGGUUAUUGUUUGUAUUAACGUAGUAUGAAAUGUUAUUUAAAAGGCAGUUGAUAUAAUUCAUGUGUGCGCUCAUUUGCUUAUUGGAAUAAAAUGAAAGCUUAGUUUAACGAUAUAAGAGAAAGAAUCUAUCAGGCGCUACUGUAGGAAACCGUGAAUUUUGAACUGCGCACGAUACUACAAUCUCUUUGGAGAGGGAGAGGAAUAAAAAAGAUAGAGAGAGAGAAAGGGAAAUAAAGAAAGCGAGAGAGUUAACACAAUCCAAAUAGUUAGUAGAGGAGUUACCUCGUCAUUUGUUGUUUAUCAUUUUUCUUUUAGCCGUUUCAAAUAAAAACGUUAUUUCUUUCAAUUAAUCGUAGAUAAUUUAAUACGUUAUAACAAAGAUAUUUAAUAUCAGUUUCUAUUUCAAGUGUUUUAUUUCAACCUAAAGGAGGUUAAAAAGAAGAUAAAUAAGCAUCCCACACAUAACACGUAUAUAUAUAUAUGUACAUAUAUAUAUCACUCUUAUUGUGUGGGUGAAAGUAUCGUCAAUUGCAACAUGUCUGUCAUUAGAAGAAGACUUUUCGGCUUCUGCGCCAAUGGAUUCUAUUGCAAACACACGAAAUUCCCGGCUCUUCAGAAGGUCCGAUUAUUUAGAACUACGAAUCUGGAGACACGAAAGAUGGCAUAUACCAUGACACAAACAACCUGGAUGGCAACCAAAGAUGAAAGUCGUGAAAUGAUGGCAGUAUGGCCUGACGUUGUUCGAGAUCUUACAAAUAAUGGUCAAAACUCAGAUUUAUCUGAAGUCACCAAGUGGCUGGUUAAAGUAUUACAGUAUAAUGUUCCUGAAGGAAAAAAAAAUCGAGCAUUAGCAUUGGUUUAUGCUUAUCGAAUGCUUGCAACUCCAGAACAAUUAACAGACGACAAUAUCCGAUUAGCGCGUAUACUAGGCUGGUGUAUAGAAGUGCUUCAAGCAUUUUUCUUGGUAAUAGACGAUAUUCAAGACAAAUCUCUAGUGCGAAGAAACCAGCCUUGUUGGUAUCUUAAUAAUGGUAUUGGUUUAGCAGCCAUUAAUGAUGGACUAAUGUUGGAAAAUGCUGUAUAUCAGCUACUUGAAAUGCAUUUUAAAGGAAAAGAUUGUUAUAUUGAUUUAAUGGAAAUUUUUAGAAAGGUUACUAUGAAAACAUUAAUGGGACAAAAUUUAGAUAUGUUAUCAACUAAUUAUGGUAAAAAGCCAAAUUUAAAUCUAUUUACAAUGGAUCGAUAUAAUUCUAUCGUUAAAUACAAAACAGCCUAUUAUUCCUUUGUACUGCCGAUUAAGGCCGCCAUGUAUUUUGUGGGUAUUAAAGACCCAGAAAUGCAUAGGCAAGCACAAACAAUCUUAUUAGAAAUGGGCCACUUUUUCCAAGUACAAGAUGAUUUUCUAGAUUGUUAUGGUGAUCCAGAAGUCAUUGGUAAAAGUAAUUGUGUAGAUAUACAAGAAGGAAAGUGCUCAUGGUUAAUAGUCGUCGCAUUACAACGUGCGACUCCUGAACAAAGAAAAAUAUUAGAAGAAUGCUACGGCUCUAAUGAUCCGGAAAAAAUUAGACAAGUAAAACGUCUAUAUAAUGAUAUAGGUCUGCCAAACACCUACUCUAUAUAUGAAGAGGAAACAUAUAAUUUACUUAAUACACACAUACAACAAAUAUCACGUGGCUUGCCACACGAUCUUUUCCUUAAAUUUUUAGAAAAGCUUUAUCGUAGAGUAUCAUAAAUAUUAAAAAAAUAUAUAUAUAUAUAUAUAUUUAUUUUUAUAGCCAUUCAACAGACUGAUGUGUAAAAAUUUUGUGAAUUACAGUUACAAUAAGAUAGCUACAUUCAAAGGUUUUUAACUACCUUUUCAUUUAAAGUAUUGGUACAUUCCUUUCAAAUAUUAUUUUAGUUGAAAUUUAUAUAUAUUAAAUAAUCA